Lecanosticta acicola is the source of this 1629-nucleotide messenger RNA. NCBI's taxonomy places the organism in Eukaryota, Fungi, Ascomycota, Dothideomycetes, Mycosphaerellales, Mycosphaerellaceae. The record is from the annotation of a GenBank genome assembly.
AUGAAAUCUACUGUGUUGGCGGGCUUGGCGAUCACUGCCCAGGCGACUAAAUACGGCAAUAAUCAUCCCCCAGUCUGGCCUGAUACACCCAGAAUCGAGAAGCAUUUCCCACCCAUCAAUGUGACGCUGCGCUCUCCAGCUUUCAUCAGUCCGGACCAAGUACCUGACGGCUUCUCGAAGGGAACGGAGGGACCCACCAGCGAUGCCAUACUACACGACUUCCUCCACGGCCUGGCAUCACGGAAUCCUUGGAUGACGUAUCAAGAUCUCGGUUACGUUUCUGAAGAAGGCCGCAGUUUGCCAUUCAUACAAUUAUCCUCAUCCAAUGUAUCAUGGAACCGGACGGUCCAGAUUCCGGAAACUCCGUUGAGUUCAUCGCGCAGCAAGAUAAGGGUAUGGCUACAAGGUGGUGUGCACGGCAGCGAGCCUGCAGGUGAUCAAUCUAUUCUCGCGCUACUCGGCAAGAUGGAUGCCGAGCCACAAUGGACCGCUUCUCUGCUAGAGAACCUGGAGAUCAUGAUGCUUCCAAGGUACAAUCCAGAUGGCGUAGCAUACUUCCAACGAGAUUUGGCGUCGAACUUCGAUCCUAAUCGUGACCAUGUCAAACUGGCAAGGCAGCAGACAAGGGAUAUCAAGCGCGUAUUCUCUGAGUUUGCGCCACAUGUCGCUGCAGAUAUGCAUGAGUUCAGAGCGUCGGCAAUGUAUGGAGGACAGUAUCUACCUGGCGCGGAUGCGAUGUUCUCCGCAGCCAAGAAUCUGAACAUCCACACAGCGAUACGGCAUAUGUCAGAGCAACUCUUCGCCCCGGCUAUCGGGACGCACUUGAAAUCCCGAGGCUUAAGAUGGGAGCCAUACGUUACUGGCAGAACAAGUCUGAAGCAUGACACCUCCAUCGUGUUCCACGAGGCAGGUAGCGACGCCAAGAUUGGAAGAAAUGCAAUGGGACUAUCUCAAGCGAUCGUCUUUCUUUGCGAAGUACGAGGAAUCGGUAUUGCCGACCAAGAAUUCCAUCGUCGUACGGCGACGGCGCUGACCAUUCUGGAAAGCAUUCUCCAGACAGCUUCUGAUCAUGCGCAUGAGAUUAUUCGGGUGGUGGAAGACGGAGUGAACGACUUCGCGAACAGUGACGAACCCAUCGUUGUUUCGGACCACACCGACAAGUCCACCCGCAACUGGACUUUCGUUGACUUUGACAGCGGAGAUCUGGUUCAGGUGCCGGUCGUAUUCCACAGCACGACGCCGACUUCUGCUAAUCUGACCCGACCUAGACCAGAAGCGUACUUGAUCCCUCGUACAUGGGCAGAGGUCGCUGCGAGACUUGAGAUCCUUGGACUACAGGUUGAAACAGUGUCUGAGAGCUGGAAUGGAACCGUGGAAGCGCUGACAAUCACAUCAUCUUCGAUUGGCCGCUAUCACGAUGAAGGCGUGGUACUCACAGCCGUCACGACCAACUCAACUUCGACUCAUGUCCAGCUGCCUCCUGGAAGCUUCCGGGUCAGUACGCGUCAAAAGAACGCGGCUUUGGCCUUUGUUACUCUUGAGCCUGAGAACGUGGACUCUUACGUCAGUUGGGGCAUCAUUCCCAUGGAGAAGGGCGAUCAGUAUCCUAUCUUCCGAGCGACAUCUUAG